This is a messenger RNA of Coccidioides immitis RS, 5055 nucleotides long. Its product is annotated as PHD finger and SET domain-containing protein. The transcript has 2 exons. The record is from RefSeq and is a predicted model, not a curated record. Gene Ontology annotation, molecular function: protein binding. Bases 1654 to 4500 code for a protein of 948 amino acids. Lineage: Eukaryota; Fungi; Ascomycota; Eurotiomycetes; Onygenales; Onygenaceae.
UCUCUUUUCCAACAUCUUCCCUGAGAUCCCUUAUUAUAAAUAUUGCCCUGGGAGCAAAGACUCAUCCUGCAGCUCUUAACUGUAUCGGUUGGGAUUUGACUGUCGCAAAGGGCAACAUGCCACUAUAUGGCAACCUUGCCAAAACCCUCUCUUAAAAAACUCCAGCUUGUCAACAGAAGCUUGACAAGCUCGUGGCCUCACGUCCAAAAUUGUCGCACAGACACUGAGAUAUCAAGGCUGUUGGCAUUGAAUGAUGCACUUGACAGCGAAUUUGCGGAGUAUCUCACAGUACUGUGGCUUUGGCUGACAUUCUCUCCAAAGAUGCCAAUUGUAAAUAGCUUGUCCUGCUGCCACAGCCCAAGCAUGAAGAGGGCGGUCUCCGGGCUUGCGUGUACUCUGUAUGGAGUAUGGUUCGAACCUGGCCCCUGAACUGCCCCCGAGCUUGCAGGCGCUACUGAUGAAAUUUCUUUUUUCUUUUAUUUUCCCUCUUCCAAGUCUGCUGUGUUACAAGCUAGCUAACUGCCACUAGCAUGAGUGAGUCUCUGCUCAAAUCACUAACCCAAGAUACCUUCACCAGGGUCUUGCUGUGUGCUCUCUGGGAGAAGCGCCCCUCCUGGAGCUGGAGCUUCCGUCCGGCGGCCGGGAUCAGGGCUUGGUACCAGGCUCGUACGGCGUAUCGUAUCAAUCUAUCCAUCCCACCUUUGCUCGCACAAGCCGCGUUUUGCCCAAAGGGGAAUGGCGCGUCCCGCCACUACUCACUGCGCCAUCACCCGAACAGGAAAGGCGCCAAAACUCUCAAAUCGCCCUUUUCCGCUUUUGUCCCAUCCAGUCUUUUCGACUUGCUUUUCCCUCAAUCCAGCUGGUCCUCCUCUCUUCUCUCUCUCUCUCCCUCCCUCUCUUCCACCAUCCCUCCCAUCAUCAUCUUCCUUCGCCAUCUAUCUUGUAUCCUUUUCGCUUCUUUUCUCAUUAUACCGUCCAGUCAUUGGAAUGGUCUAUGGCAAACCUUUUAUUCUCGCCAGUUUUCCCUUCGACUCUCCCUCUUGUCCGUCUACGUUUCCCACCAUCCGUCGACCCACAGAUUUUCUCACACCACUACGGCCUUUUUUCUUCACCUUCUCUUCAUCGCAUUUGAUUCCGUCGACCGUUCCCAUUCGAGUUGCUUCAACUUUUUCAUCGACUCUUGUCCUCGAUACCGUGUCGUGAGAUCCGAAACGUUCAUGCGGGAGCCCGUUCUCGUUGUCAUCCUCAACGGGUCGCCUCUCUUGCCUCCGUUCCUGUCAUCCGUUUCCCUCUACCCUACACGAGUCGCAUAAGACACGCCUCAUCCUGAAAACUAAACCGCGGUCGCAGGAGCGUUUCUCUGUCGGAUUUCUGCUUGAUCCACGCCUUUUCGCACGAUUAUUGUGGUCGGAAGGCUAGACGUGGCUGGUAUGCGCCGAUAUCAUCAGGUCGAUUCGUGGUUACCACAUUCGGACGUCCACUUCCUAACACCACCGACCGUCAAUUAAAGGUCCGUACAUCAACGUGAACCGCGCUUGCUCUCCACCAGACCAACCUCUCUCCCAUCGUCUCAUCCGCCAUCUCACUCGCGAAUAGCUGUGCAAAAAGGCUAGCGUCCCCGCUAUUCAUCAAAGGGGGAUCCACUGUCAGAUUAUGACAGAGACCUCCUUCGCAAACACGCAUUCCACGGCGCAUCUCUUUCCGGUCACUGCUCCUACGCUCUCUCCUCCCCUUGUCAACGGCACCCACUCAGGUCAGCAAGACGACGAAGAACCCUACACCAUCAAGUGCAUCUGUAUAUUUGAUGAUGAUGACGGCAGCACCGUAUUUUGCGAACGCUGUGAAACGUGGCAACACAUCGUAUGUUACUACGAUGACCAAGAAGUGCCAGAGAUUCACAACUGUACAGACUGCGAGCCCAGGGUCCUAGACUCGAAACGUGCCACUGAACGUCAGAAGAGGCUAAGAGAGCAAAAUGACAGCGGUGACCGGAAAGGUAAAAGGUCAGGUGCGAAAUACCAAAAGAAGAAGACCAAAGACGCAGCAUCGGCGACGGACACCACAAAUGGCUGGAAUCCUCACGACAAGAGUGGCUCAAAUUCUGUCUCCAAAGACCAACAACCCCCAACAAAAAAGCAACGCACAUCCCAUCGUUCUUCCGCUUCCGUAAGCUCCGUAGCCGCAGCCCUAACGAGCGACUCGAGGAAAAGAGGAGCUUCGUCCAUCGUCUUACCAAGUCCUACCAAACCUCCAUCUCAUCCUCCAAUCCCUCUAUAUUCGCAGGAAUUCUUACACCUGUACGAUAACGACCACGUCAACACAAAUAUGCAUGGCAAUCUCUUUGACACACUUGGUCUGGCGGGUGAUUUAGCUUCAUGGGUUCAAGAUCCUUCAGCACUUGCUCUCGUCGCCAACGGUCGCAGUGCAAAAGAUGUGUUCACGUAUUCUGACCAGCCGUUGGAUCAUUCUAAAUGGCCUGUUCUAUCGAAGCAGUCAGUGACGGAUACGAGUAUUGACUACGACGGAAGACACCCUACGUGGCGCUUCUUAAAGGUUGACAAGGAUGUGCGCAAGGACGAGAUCGUUGGUGAAGUUCGAGGCAAGGUGGGACAUUUUCGUGAUUACUGCCUUGAUCCCAAUAGUCGAUGGCAGGAGCUACGGCACCCUGAACCAUUUGUUUUCUUCCACCCACAGCUUCCUAUCUAUAUCGACAGCCGAAAAGAAGGCACCCUGCUUCGAUACAUUCGCCGAUCAUGCCGACCGAACGUGACACUCAAGACUUUUAUCACAAAUGAGAUCGAGUACCAUUUUUGCUUCGUCGCAAAUCAAGAUAUUUCUGGUGACUCCGAGAUCACAACCACCUGGUACCUAGAUCCUCAACUGUUUCCGGCUAGCAAUGGGUUCGUGAAGCAAGAGGGCCCGAACGAUGGUAUCCCCGAUGCCGCGGCAAUCUCGAUCAGCAAUGUUCUCGCACAUUUUGGUGGCUGUGCUUGUGAUCCUUCGCAGCCCUGCUUGCUGGCCAACGUUGAUCGACGACAACGGCCCCGAAACUCUGACUCAAACGUUAAACAACUCAAUGGGAGACGAAAGAAGAGUAAAAAUAGGAACAAUGUAUCUCCGGUCAGUACAGGUCGAGCAACCAACAGUCGGGCUGGGAGUGAAAGUCGUAAACAUCGUGAAGACGAAGAUCAGUCUGAGAAUCGAUCGGUGUCUGGAUCUGUUCGGGAUCAUCCGCAAAGUAGGGAUUUAACGCCCACGGGUCAUAGUGCAGCAGACAUAUUGGGAACAAAUGGAACGGAGCUUUCGGCGCGUGAGAAGCGUAAAAUUGCUGCGGCAGAGAGGAAGUUUGAGCAACUUGAACAAGACCAACAACAUGCUCAGAAGAAGAGGAAGCGUACCAAUGUGGGCACUAGUACAUCCAAAUCGUCCGGACCCUCGAAACCACCACGCUUGGACACUAUGCCUACGCGUCGAUCCCCUAGCACUUCCGCCAAAGCGUCUCCCGGUUCUGCAAAUUCGCGUCGAGAGUCACGUUUAACUCCAAAGACUUCUGCUGCCAGCACUCCCCGAAUUGGGUCUCCUUUGGCUCGUGCCAACUACGUUGAUUGUAGUAUCCAGACCGACUCAGACGAGACUGACCCACACUAUGUCCCUCCAAAGUCGCCCCCUCGACCUUGUUUCGUCCCGCUUACAAAACGCCUUCUUUCACGUUACCACCAUGAUCGAUUAAAGCUUGACGAAUCCAAAGGCCUGAAUCAUGCGCCAGUCAAGCAGGCAAUAAGUAGCAUGCCUCCACCGCCAACACCUAAGCUACCUUUAUCUCCCCAAAGCGAAAAAGACAUCGAAAUGAAAGAUGUAGACACUAGCAUUACCCUCCAAAGACUUGCUCGUCCAGCUUCACGAUCUUCAGAUCAUGCGCCCAUCGCCGAGCUACCUUUCAAGCCGCCGCGUCUUCCACUACCGUCCACCGCAGCGCAUAACUUCCCAGUUCGAUACCCCUCUGGUGAUGCGCCAGGCAAACUUCGCGUUCAGCCACCUGAAGCACAGCCCUCGAGUCCAGUAUCCUUUUCAAACAACCCGUCUAGCGGCCCCCAUCCUACUUACCUGCCACCACCCUUGAGCACCAAGCUGCAAGGUCCUCCGAGCUCUUUAACACCAGGCUUGGGUAUUACUGCACCAAGUCCUGUUAAAAAGAGGAUGAGCUUGGGUGAUUAUAUGAGGAGCCGGGGAAAUCUGACGACUCCUAGUGCAGAGAAGUCUCAUACACUGAUUCUGUCGGGUGGUCAACCGCCAACGCCUUCGGCUGCUCCAGGCAACUCGACGGAAUCUGGGCACACACCAACCAAGCCAACUCGAACAGCUGAUGGACCCAUCAAGCGUGAAAGCGAUACUACAUCCGAUGUGGUUAUGAAGGAUGCCUCCUCUUUACCUCCGCACACUGACAAGUCCUCCAGCCCGCCUUUAUUAUCACGAGAUCCACGGAUAAAUCCAUCAACUUAGCCUGUGCAGGAUUGGAAGUCUCAACGAGUUUUUUGAGAUGUUGUAGUGUUUUACUUCGUGUCCGAUUUAUUGUUUCUCCCCUUUAAUGGUGCGAUCUGUUCGAUUAUUGUUUUUGCGUCGGGGUUUCGGUGAAAUGCAGGCUUUUCAACGGUUGGCGUUCUCCGCGGAAAGUCUGGCAUGAAAGACUUGUCAAUUUAGCCAUGGGAUAGGUUUGGGACAAAGUGGCGUUUUGUGGAAUUGGAAGGGGCCUUUCUUCAUUUUUAUUUUUAUUUUUUUUUGGGUUGAUCUCGUUUUGGGAUGGGAAAAUGGAUUGCUAGAGCGUACGAGUGUCUGAGAUUCUUUUAUUUGACUGGGAGGUUAUUGUGUGGUUAUCUGUCGGCGUCUCUUGCUCUUGCACUACCACUUCUGGCCCUUUGUCCUGUUACGAGAUAUUGACUUGAUACUUCGCUGUAAACAGUAUGAUUUCUGCUUUGAACAGAAUACGGUGAUAUGCAUGUAUUAAUGACGAAGACGCAGGUCUGAGAGGCCUGGUUUCAUGAUAUCUAGAAGGCUAUU